CGCGAUCGCGUCACUCGGCACUCAGUAUACGUCCUCGCGUCGUUUGUCCCGGGUCGUCGACGCUCCGUAGCGUUCAUUAUUAACGGUGGUAAAGACGCACACGCGAUUCGGUGCGACGACGACGUCACGUUUGUACAGAGCGGAGAAACCCGUUCAAUGAAAGAGCCUGAAACGACCCCGAGUCCAUUGGCGUCGAGGCGAUUCGUCGUCGACGUCGUUGGGUUUUAUUCACUUUCUCCCGAUGUAACCCUGGCGGGUUGAACUUUGGUGAAAAACUGUUUGAACCGUAAUAUAAGGUAAUAACGAAGACGAAGACCAUGCAACUUAACGAGAGUAAUCAUCGCAGUGCGGACGAAAGCUGCGUUAACGUCAGUAUUAACGCAACGUCUGCGAUUCUACGAUUUGUUAUAACGUCGCACGAUUUUGCACCGCGAUUCGGCGGUUUUGCGAAGGGUAAGAAUUUCCAUUUCCCGAUCUAUCUACACGAGGGAGUUCAGAUCACCAGUUACUGACAUCUCCGAAAGUGCACAGGAUAAUAAGUAAGAGGAAAACAACCCCGGAGACGACACGGCUGAACAUAAAUUCUCAGUCCCAUGCUCAGCGAUAUACAAAAGUACCGAUAAUAAUCUAUCGAUAAAUUGUACCAUCGAUGAGGGGAUUUCCGUCGAACAGCUGUGCCUGUCAGGCUAUGCCGGUGAGAAAAUCAUCUCGAAACGCGAUGACGAAAGAACAACUGCGGUGACUCGGUGGAAAAAACGUAUCGCAAAAUUUACAGGCAUUUCUGGGUAAAGGAGAGAGUUAUUGUUAGUUACCGUCGAGUGCCGGAAAUAAUCUGGAUACUUUUGAAGGGUCGUCGUAGCAACGUCGUCGACAGCUCCGCAGACCACGAGGAGAAUAAAAGCUCGCCGCUUUCGAGUAUUCGUUCAAACGAAACACCCUCUCCUACACGUUUAUUAACCAGGUUUAACCAAAGGAACACACCGCACGGUACAAAGAACAGCGUUUGUCUCAUCAACUGCCCGCGCAAUUUUUCAUUAACUUACGUAUAACCGUUUCGCCGAGGUGAUACUAUGAUUCGGUGAUAUAAAUAACACGUGGGAAGGCGAUAUUCCUACUACGACUACGCUCCAAUGUAUCGAUGCGACAUUUUACCCCCGUGAACGACGAGCUCCGUGUGCUUUCGACUUGGGGUAUGUGCCUACUUCGGCGGGGGGUUCCUCUGUUUAUGCUAACCACCUGCCGUUGCCUUCCUUACUUAUCGUAUGGUGCGUGACAUUCAAACGUAGAUGCUGCUCGGUGAUAUUGGAGAGCAACAGGCAAAACGACGAUUCACUCCGGGGACCGAACGUCGAGUCAGAGUUGUAUCAAGAUAAUUUGGUUGUACCGUUGUCGUAAAGCGUCUGGGUAUGCCUACUGGGAGAGUUUGGAUCCUCGCAACGCGUCAGAUUUGAUCUCUCUUUUAUUACCACGAAGCGGGAAAAUCCGAGUCAGGAUUAGAGGUAAUAUAACUUGUCCAAAGUUUUUCAACGCUCCUUCUUUCACAUUCGGAAACCCUCGAGUGUUCUCUUAAAGAAUUCUGACCACUCAGCUGGGUGUCGUUUCGGGGUCCGGGAUUAAUAGCCGUGGAAUAAUAAAGGGGAAGGUUGCAGAGAGAGAGAGAGAGAGAGAGAGAGAGAGAGAGAAAGAGAGAGAGAGAGAGAGAGAGAGAGAGAGAGAGUGAGAGGUGGCAAGGAAGUAGAGGGGGGGAAAACGAAGAGGACUCGACAUGGUGAACAAAAUCGUUGAAUAAUGACUGUUAUGCCGGCGAGCGGUGAAGUCGCGGACAAAGCAGUCUCCACCGAAGAUGCGUCGAGCAACGUCGAAGUGGCAAGGCUCGAGGCCGUCCUGGCCGCGCUUGUUGAAACCAAAGUCGAGUCUAUGAAAGCAUCGGCUUCAACGGCGACCAGACGCGUCGGGAGCGCCCCAGCGAGUCCAAGAAGACCCAGAUUAACCUCAUCCUCGACGGUGUCCUCGUCCCAGAACCACAACCACCACCACCACCACCACCACCAUCACCACCACCAUAACAGCCAGCAGAACAACAACCACCACCAUCAUCAUCACCAUGAUCACAAGCAAGACAAGAAGAAGCACGAGGAGCGUAAGCACAGGCGUCACGAUUCGGCACCUUGUGGGGAAUUCAUCGGAGUCGCGGGUGGCUUGACUGACCAGACGGAUCGUCAUAGGACAAAAUACGGCAAAGGACACCGGAGGGAUUCGGAACAGCCCAAGAGUCCUCGGAAGAGACGUCGGCACUCUCGAAGUCCUCAGGGUCCUCCGGGACUGCGGAAUGUCCUGGAAGAUCCUGGCCCCGAGUCCGGACUAGCUCUGUUAGACAUUAACAGAGACCAGCAGUUGGACUUGCUCAACUUUGAACGAGCGAGGGAAGCUUUUGGCGACACUCGUGAAUUACCAAGGCUUCAACAAAGCUCGUGCCGUUUCUCACAGAGCGCCACUCAGCUGAAAAUUCACUACGACGUUGACGACUACGUAGCGUUGGACCUCGAAGACGAGCUCGAAGACGAGGAGGACAGCCACAACGACCAGAAGAAGAGACGCGGUCCCUGCGACAAGUAUCAUCGGCCAAAGAGGAAGCGGAAACGACGCCGACGGAGAAUCGACCCGGGCGAAACACCCGAAGAACUUGCGGACCCCGAAGAACUUCCACCCCGAGCCCGAUGGACCAUCGUCGCGACUGCCUGCCUCCUCCUAGCCAUGUCGCUGCUCCUCGUCGGCGUCACGCUAAGGAUGGCGCCGAUUAUCGACGACAUGGUUCGGAGGGAGAACGAGGAGUUGUUGAGUUCACUGAGUCAAGACAGCUUCGUGCCUGAGAACACCACAGCUCAGCAGUGAAAAGUGAAGCAGCCUGUUAUAUGUAUACACACGUACGAUCGGAUCGACGGAGAGAACUAGAGGAGGGAAUAACGAUCCCACGCCUACGUUCGAUCAACGUGCACAUGUAAUUAUACAAAUUUUGAAUCCUGCAAAAAUAGAGGGGAGAAAAACGUGCGUAAAGAAUUUAUUUGUUCACCGCCUAGGUAUAAUUCCGCGAACUGAAAAAUCAUCUUCUCUCGCGCUGUAGAAAUAUUGAUAAUAUAUCACCAUACGGCACGUGGUAAUCGUACAGUUCGCAAGGAUUGAUUUAUUUUCAUUUCUAUAUAUAUAUAUAUAUAUGUUUUUUUAAUAAUUUCAGCAACAUUGAUUACUUGCCUACGGAAAAUACUCACAUGUCUUUUUUAGUUAUUUAAAUUUUGCUUUAAGCAUAACGCGAUCAGACACAAAUCGCACUUAUCAAUUCGUCGAUUUAAAACUUGAAACUUUUUAUUCUUCGUUCUGGAAUAUCAACAUCUUUAACAAAUUUAUAUAAAUUAAUUAACUGCCCAUGUCAAAUUAUCACGCAUAUAAUACGGCGCAUCGAUUUUCAUACUUACUCCAAUUUUUAGAUACGUUGAAUUUCUUCAAGUCUGGACAGAUAACAAAAAGAAUUAGGGGGUGAGAAUAUGUGACAAAUAAAUUGUGUAUAUACCGGACAGAUUUUGCAGCUUGAAAAUAUUAUCCCAACAUUUCACGCUAUACUUAGAUUCAUAUAAAAUUUGCUUGCAUUUAUUAACUGUCGCGACAACGAAAGAAUCCAUUGGUUUAGAAACUUUGUGCGAGAGAGAGAGGGAAAUUAGAAGAAAGAGAAAAAAAAGUCAUUUCCUUAGGUCACAAUCGUGAUCGCAGGUGAAUUACACGAUGCGUAGUUUGUUAUUAAUACCACAUACUGUGCGAAAAAACGAAAUGUAAAUAUUUAUUAAGAAUUAUUAUACGGUUGCUAUGACUGUUAUACAUAUAUGUAUGCAUGUAUGUGUACAUAUGUAUAUAUAUAUAUACAUACAUACAUUAUACGUAAUAUAUGUAAAACAUGGUACGAUAGGAAUUGGUCAAUAUAAUUAAUUGUAUAUAACAGUAGAUGAUUGUCUGUGAGGAAUUAUUGCAGUCCAUAUUAUAGACGCGACAAAAGGAAACGGAAUGUGAAAAGGGAAUGCAAAAAAAGCGUUCAUUUUGUCCGCGUUUAUCGUUUGUUAAAAUGCGACUUAUAGGCAAGACUAUAAUGUUACUAAUAAUACAGGUUUAACGUGCCAAUGCCAUAACGUAAUAAUAUUGCAUACAUGUAAUUUUAAGUAUAAUAAAUGUAUAAUAAUAACAACAACAACAACAACAACAAUAAUAAUGAUCAAUACACGAUUGUAUGAUUAAAAUAUGAUUAUCAAUUCAAUAUUAUACCUAUAAAUAUUUGUAACGCAUUUGCGCAUACAUAUAAAUACGUCGAAACUUGUUACAGUGUUUGUACAUUAAAAUUGAAACCGAAUAUUAAAAACUUUUAUUAACAACGCACCUAGAUGCGUGUCGUGGUAUGUAAUAUGCCGUGAUACCGUGUGCAUGGAUAUAAUGUUGAAAAUGUAAGCAUGUAGGCGGGAUACGUUAUGCAAAAAUCUUUAUUAAUAAUAAUAAUAAUUAUAAUAGUAACGAUAACGGAGUAAUAAUUAAUCCAACGCUGUUUUUUGGUUUUUUUCACAACUCGGGAAUAACGAUCAGUUAUCGACCUUGAUCGUCUAUAGAAGUGUUGUUAAUAAUUCUAUCUGAUUUUUUCUACCAGUCAUAUUGAAACAAGUCUUCUUGUGUAUUUAAUAUAUUUUUUGUUUCUGACGCACGCCUAGUAUUUACUCGAAUUAGUGUAUUCUAAAGGUGUUUCUUAAAAUAAUGACUUUCAGUAUAAUUUUUUUGAAUAAUUUUUUAAAAACAAUUGCAAGUGACAUAAAACGAAAUAUACAUACUUCGUUUUUCCAUUUUGCUAUGCAGGAAUGGAACAGUUAGUUUGAUGCUAUCUGAGCCAGUUUUUUCUUGGGCUUUAAUGGGUUAAAUCAAUUCAAGAAUUAAGAGUUGGUUUAAAUUAAUCCUGUACGUAUAAACUGUUGACAGUGAAAGAUAUGUACGUUUAUAAUACGAAAACUUAUCGCAGGCCGGAGAGGCCGAUUGUCGGUUUGCAACUCUGUUUUUGCAUUUUCAAUAGACCAACGGCCGUCCUUGAGUACUUCUAAAUUUCAUAAUAUACCGUGCCAAUUUCUUACAUUUCACAGUCUCGUGUAAUUGAGAAAAUAAGCUGGACUUGAUUAAAAAGGGAUCGAACGACAUCUUGUAAAUAUGCAUUACCUUUGCCUCUAAGGGUGUUAUGACAAAAUUGUUCUAUUGGUAAAAGACGUGAAUAAAAAAUAAAGAAAACUCCAGACGUCGCGCGAGUGUAAGUAAUAUUAAUAAUACGUCAGAUGUACAUACAUAGUGUG
Molecule: messenger RNA, 5363 nt
Organism: Neodiprion virginianus
Lineage: Eukaryota; Metazoa; Arthropoda; Insecta; Hymenoptera; Diprionidae
Exons: 4
Coding region: 1789-2892 (367 amino acids)
Source: RefSeq, a predicted model, not a curated record